Phytomonas sp. EM1 is the source of this 1167-nucleotide messenger RNA. NCBI's taxonomy places the organism in Eukaryota, Euglenozoa, Kinetoplastea, Trypanosomatida, Trypanosomatidae. The record is from the annotation of a GenBank genome assembly.
AUGCAUAAGAGUAGUCAAGAACUUAGUACCCCACAGAUCGUUGGGAACUUCAAGGUAUACAACGUGAGUGGUUCGACUUUUGAGGUGCCGCUAAAGUACACGGUCUUGAAAAUUCUAGGUAUGGGGGCCUACGGCAUCGCCUGCAGCUGUCUGGAUAACGAGACCGGGCAAAAGGUAGCAAUAAAAAAGUGCCGUGAUAUAUUUCGAGAUAUUGAGGAUGGCAAGCGUGUUUUGCGUGAGGUCGCCAUGAUGCGCUUUUUUAAUCACGAAAAUUUGCUGAAUGUGAUUGACAUCUUGCCACCAAUGAAACGGAGCUUCACCGAGUUCAAAGAUAUUUACGUGGUGACGCCACUUAUGGACGUCGACCUCAAUGUGGUGUUGCGGUCACGUCAAACUCUAGAGGAAUCUCACAUGCAGUAUUUUGUAUACCAAACAUUACGGGGUCUAAAGUAUUUACACAGCGCCAACGUCGCGCACCGGGACCUGAAGCCAGCGAAUCUCGUCACGAAUAUAUCCUGUGAUCUGAAGCUUAUAGACUUCGGCCUGAGUCGUAGCAUAGACGUGCCGCUUGCUGAUCUCACAGACUAUGUCAUCACCCGCUGGUAUCGACCGCCGGAACUGCUCUUAGAGAACACCAAUUAUACUACUGCUGUCGAUAUCUGGUCCGUUGGGUGUAUUUUUGCAGAGAUGUACAAUCGAAGGCCUGUCUUCCCGGGGCGCAAUACUGUGGAUCAGCUACGACUGAUCGCCCAGCACGUGGGCAAGCCACCAGCCUGCAUUGUGGAACACAAGGAUGCCCUCGAAAAGCUCAAUGGGCUACCAGAGGGUUCCUUGAACAUUCCCAAACUUGUCCCAGGGCUUGCUAGCAGCAAGGAUGGGAUGGAUUUUCUGGCCAAACUGUGGACUCUGGAUCCGCUUAAACGUCCGAGUGCCGUGGAAAUGCUGGCGCAUCCGUUUCUUGCACAUUUACACGAUGAAGAUGACGAGCCAAGCUGCCCGCAGCCCUUUCAGUGGCCGUACGAGGGGAUGCUGAUGAGUGUACUUGAUCUGCGCAGGGCAUUCUGGAAGGAGAUCACGGACUUUAAUCCUGAUUUGUUGUCUAGUAGCGAAGCGGUAGGAGGCACGACGAGUGGCCUACUUCACCCACGCAGUUACAAAGAGUACUGA